This is a messenger RNA of Microdochium trichocladiopsis, 2349 nucleotides long. RefSeq lists its product as uncharacterized. Gene Ontology annotation, molecular function: transcription corepressor activity. Bases 233 to 2149 code for a protein of 638 amino acids. The record is from RefSeq and is a predicted model, not a curated record. Gene Ontology annotation, cellular component: NuA4 histone acetyltransferase complex; Swr1 complex. Lineage: Eukaryota; Fungi; Ascomycota; Sordariomycetes; Xylariales; Microdochiaceae. The transcript has a single exon. Gene Ontology annotation, biological process: negative regulation of transcription by RNA polymerase II; DNA repair; chromatin remodeling.
GACUUGGAGAAAAGUUGCCCGCCGUUGCUGACCCAGGCCAUCCGAAAUCAAAACGUGCACAUCAUCAACUCCCCGAGCUACAGUCACCACCUCGAUUUCUCGCAUAUAGAACUGUCACACCCCUCGGUCGCAUGUAAACCACAGUCCGUGACUUUCCCACAGCGCCGCGCGCAGCUUGGGGCUCAGUAAUCUCACACCAUCUCGCGGAACACGGACACCGAGGCACGGAAAGAUGGCCGCUCACGAUAUACGCGACGUGCUCAACCUCCCGGCAGACGGCGCCGCGCCUCGGCCAUCAAAGAAGCAGAAGACUGGCGCGGCACGCCCCAACCUCAAAGGCUUGGCUAGAGAAGUGCAGAGCCUCGGCGGCGACAACCCGAUAGCGAUCGUGCCCGAGAUCUCGACUUUCAAGAAGAGGCGAUUCGGCAGCCGAAAGCCUGCGGCGAAAUGGGUCCUCUCGCCAUUCCAGAACUCGGCGCGAAAUGACGACCAGGCGCUGCUCCUGCGACACUGGAGGAAACAGACCGAGGACCUUUCGAGAGCGCCCUCCCAGCCAGAACAGCCACAGCCAGCGCCUGAUGGAGAGUCUGAAGAGCCCAGCUCUGCGCUUGUCGCUCGGCCAGUGGAGACGGAGGACUCGGCAUUCGCGAAGUUCAAUGUACAUGUGGACGUUCCCCAGUACAGCGAUGAUCUGUACGAGUCGACCUUGACUAGUGCGGAGUGGACGAAAGAGGAGACGGAUUACCUGUUUGAUCUUGUGCGCGACUUUGAUCUGCGUUGGCCGCUCAUCUGGGAUCGGUACGAAUACGCGCCUGGAGACGCGGGCAGGAAUGCGGACGGCGAAGAAGUCGACAUGGCACAGGCUAUUGUCCCGGCCGCGAAAGUGCGCACGAUGGAGGACCUGAAGCAUCGAUACUACGACGUGGCAGCCAAGAUCAUGGCCGCCCAGAAGAAACCGGAGCACAUGUCAUCGCCAGAGUUUGAUCUCUACCAAAAGAUGACGAGCUUCAACCCACAUAGCGAACUCCAGCGCAAGCGUUUCGCCGAGUCUUCGAUGAGCCGCUCUAAGGAAGAGGCACGCGAGGAGGAGAACCUGCUUGUUGAAGUGCGGCGCAUCCUGGCUCGCACCGAGAAGUUCAACCAAGAGCGCCGCGAACUCUACGACCGCCUCGACUACCCACAAGCCGAGAACGACAUCAAUGCUUUCAAGACCAGUGCCGGCCUACAGAACCUGCUGCAGACACUGAUGAAUGUCGACAAAUCCAAGAAACGCAAGUCCAUCAUGGAAGCCAACGCCAGCAAUGCACAGACACCCGCGUCGGCAGUACCACCGUCAGCUCAGGCGGCUUCCACACCGGCCUCAGAGGGCCGUCGUGAGAGUACUGUGGCGCCACCGACUGCUGGCGGACACCGAGACUCAGUCGGCAAUGCCGAUCGGCCGGAGCGACCUGCCAAGAAAGGUGCGCCAGCGGCGCCUCCGGCCGAGCGCAAGAAGCUCACAGAAGAAGAGGAGCGCAUUUACGGUGUAUCACAUCACGACCGCCUGCACACAGGCCCAACUUUCCGAUACGAGAAGAUCAACAAAAUCCUCACAACCAAGAGCCACGCUCAGCACCAGCGCAUCAUCAACACGCUGCUGGAGCUUGACAUACCCAGCAGGCUGAACAUGCCAACACGGCCAGUGGUUGAGGAAAUGGAGAAACUCCUGAACUCGAUCGGAGUCUUGCUCGACUUGCGCAAGGUAAACGACAAGGUGGACGGCGAGCUCAAGAUCGAGCUUGCCAAGAAGGCGGAGCGGGACAAAGCCAACGGCAUCACCACGACAGAGGACCCUGCAGCUGCAUCUACCGAGGACAAGAAGGAUGCCGAACCAGCUGCAAGCACUGAUGAUGCGGCCAAGCCAGACGGUGCAAACAAGGCCAAUGCCACUGAAGGCGACAAUGACCAGGAUGAGCAAUCACCAUUGGCCGACAAAGCGAGCACCAGUGUCACUGGAAAGCCUGAUGCUGGACAAAACGGGGAUGGCGUCAAAGAGGAGGCGGCGGAAGAGAAGGCCGCGCGGCCGAGCAGCAGCGGCGGCGGUCACAAGCGUAGCGCCAGCGAAAUGAGCACAGUGAGCGACAAGAGCGCGAAGCGACAGAAAAAGUAGCACUUGGAGGCAGAUGUAUCAAGAACCCUGGCCAAUGUUAUACCCAUCAGGCUUGUAGUCCAACGAGAACACUCUGUACAUUGAAAGUGCUUCAUAGAUGUUAAGCUCGGGGCCUCUAGAGACAAUUGGACUCAAUGCGCUCCGACAAGUCAGGCAGAAUUCCUGUUUGGGCUUUCAACAAGGGCUGGCCCACCAAGCAA